UGGGUGCAAGAUGGCGCAAGCGUCGCUCCCCCUGCGCCCCCGGCGCUCCUAGGCAGGCAUGUGGCCCCAGCCCGCCGCCGCCCGGGCUCGGCCCCGGCCGGAGCCCCGGCCCCGGCCCCGGCGCCGGCCCCGCGGGACGUUGUGAGCCGCCAGAGGCCCCGGAGCCGCGCGUCGCCGAGCCGAGCGGACCGAGAGCCCCAUGGCUGCUCCGCGCGCCGCGCCCCCGCGCAGCCCGCCCGCGCCGCGCCGGCUCCGGCUCCUACUGCCGCUGCUGCUGCCGCUGCUGCUGCCCGCGCCGAGCGACGGUCUUGGCCACUCUGCUGAACUGGCAUUUGCUGUGGAACCAAGCGAUGAUGUUGCAGUCCCUGGGCAGCCUAUAGUGCUGGGCUGCAGAGUGGAGGGGACUCCUCCAGUGCGAAUCACCUGGAGGAAGAAUGGGGUGGAGCUGCUGGAGAGUACCCACUCCACCUUGCUGGCCAAUGGGUCCCUGAUGAUCCAUCACUUCCGGCUGGAUCGGGGAGGCAGCCCUUCAGACGAGGGUGACUAUGAGUGUGUGGCUCAGAACCGCUUUGGGCUAGUGGUCAGCCGGAAGGCUCGAAUCCAGGCUGCAACCAUGUCCGACUUCCACGUGCAUCCUCAGGCCACCGUGGGAGAGGAGGGCGGUGUGGCCCGCUUCCAGUGCCAAAUCCACGGGCUGCCCAAACCCCUAAUCACGUGGGAGAAGAACAGAGUCCCCAUUGACACGGACAAUGAGAGGUACACAUUGCUGCCCAAGGGGGUCCUGCAGAUCACAGGACUUCGGGCUGAGGACAGUGGUGUCUUCCAUUGCGUAGCCUCGAACAUUGCCAGUGUCCGAGUCAGCCACGGGGCCAGGCUCACCGUGUCAGGCUCAGGCUCCGGGGCCUACAAGGAGCCAAUGAUACUCGUGGGGCCUGAGAACCUCACCCUGACAGUGCACCAGACUGCGGUGCUGGAGUGUGUCGCCACGGGCAACCCGCGCCCCAUUGUGUCCUGGAGCCGCCUGGAUGGCCGCCCCAUUGGGGUGGAGGGCAUCCAGGUGCUGGGCACUGGCAAUCUUAUCAUCUCAGAUGUGACCGUCCAGCACUCCGGCGUCUAUGUCUGUGCAGCCAACAGGCCAGGCACCCGGGUGAGGAGAACAGCACAAGGCCGGCUGGUGGUGCAAGCCCCAGCUGAGUUUGUCCAGCACCCCCAGUCCAUCUCCAGGCCAGCUGGGACCACAGCCAUGUUCACCUGCCAAGCCCAGGGUGAGCCGCCCCCUCAUGUCACAUGGUUGAAGAAUGGACAGGUGCUGGGGCCAGGAGGCCACGUCAGGCUCAAGAAUAACAACAGCACCCUGACAAUUUCUGGAAUCGGCCCUGAGGAUGAGGCCAUCUACCAGUGUGUGGCUGAGAACAGUGCUGGCUCCUCACAGGCCAGCGCCAGGCUGACCGUGUUAUGGGCUGAGGGGCUGCCUGGCCCCCCCCUCAAUGUGCAGGCAGUCUCUCUGUCACCCACUGAGGUCCGUGUGUCCUGGAAUGAGCCCCUGGUCAACACCAAGGAGAUUAUCGGCUAUGUCCUGCACAUCAGGAAGGCUGCUGACCCUCCGGAGCUGGAGUACCAGGAGGCAGUCAGCAAGAACACCUUUCAGCACCUGGUGAGCGACCUUGAACCCUCCACUGCCUACAGCUUCUACAUCAAGGCCUAUACCCCAAGGGGGGCCAGCUCAGCCUCUGCCCCCGUGCUGGCCAGCACCCUGGGUGAAGCACCUGCCCCACCCCCGUUGUCCGUGCGGGUCCUGGGCGGCUCCUCCCUGCAGCUGCUGUGGGAGCCCUGGCCCCGGCUGGCCCAGCAUGAGGGAGGCUUCAAGCUGUUUUACCGUCCAGCAAGCAGGGCCUCCUUCACCGGCCCCGUCCUGCUGCCUGCAACAGCCUCCUCCUACAACCUCAGCCAACUCGGUGAGGCAGACACAGACCACGCGUGGGGAGCCGGGCAGGGGUGCGGUGCCUGGUGCCAGGAGGUGGGGCGCAGGGGUUCCGUGUGUUUCCCUGCUGCGACAGAGCUGCCUGUGGGGGCUGAGGUCACUCAGCACAGCACUACCUUUCCCUCAGACCCCACCACGGUGUACGAGGUGAAGCUGCUGGCCUACAACCAGCAUGGGGAGGGCAAUGCCACAGUCCGCUUCGUAUCUUUGAGAGGAGCAUCUGAGAGGACAGCCCUGAGCCCACCAUGUGACUGCCGGAAGGAGGAACCCACCAACCAAACGUCCACUACAGGCAUCGUCAUUGGCAUCCACAUCGGGGUCACCUGCAUCAUCUUCUGUGUCCUCUUCCUCCUGUUCGGUCAAAGGGGCAGGGUCCUCUUGUGUAAGGAUGUAGAAAACCAGCUCUCCCCUCCUCAGGGCCCCCGGAGCCCAAGGGAUCCUAGCAUCCUGGCACUGAAUGGGGCAGGACGGGGAGAGCGGGGCCGAGACAAGAAGCGCGUGGACAUGAAAGAACUGGAACAGCUGUUCCCCCCAGCUGGGGCAGCGGGGCAGCCGGACCCCAGACCCGUGCAGGAUCCUGGGGACCCUGCCCUGUGUGAGGAGACCCAGUUCUCCAUGCUGCCACUUGAGGGAUUCAGCCUUCUGGAGGAAAUGACAUCAGAAGCCAAGGCCCCCUUCGCAGGCCCCGCAGCUGCCCUGCCACCCCAGGACGGAGGCCCCGGGUUCCUCAGUGAAGGACAGGCUACUCGGGCCUCCACAGCACCAGCUGCCCAGCCAGCUCACUCAGGCCAGUAGCCAGUGUCUGGCAGGCUUUGGAGGGGGCAACCCCCCAUUCUCAGGUCAAAGGCAAGACUUCUCCUGUCAUGUGGGACUUGGAUGGGGGCUUCCCAGCAUUUCUGUCCUGACUGCCCCUCAGGUUGUCAAGACCUAAAGUAGCCUCAGCAGGGACCUCCCUCCCUAGAACCUGGAGGGGUUCCUUCAGGAGCCCCUCCCUUGGACUAAUGUCCCCCCUCACCUCUGCCUGGUACCCACAUGACUUGGAACUGAACUAAUGUUUUCCUUUAAAAAAAAAAAAAGAGAAAAGAGAGGGGAAGGUGAAUUAGACUCCAAAAGUACGCCCCUGCUGUGGCUGGGCCCCUGACACUGUCACCCUCCACUGACCUUGUUUUCUCAGGAUGGAUUUUUGCUGUUUGGCUCUCAGCACCUACCUCAGCCGGAAUGAAUGUUCUUGGGGGAGUUGGGCCUCAGCCCCCAUCCCCAAACAGAGCCCCAAAUGCACUCCUACCUCAAGCCCCUGUAGGGGCACCCCCCUCUCCCUUCCCAUAUUGUUGUCAAGAGUUAAAAAAAAAAAAAAAAAAGAAAAAAAAAAAGCACUUCCCCAUUUCCAGGUGUGAAAGAAAA
Molecule: messenger RNA, 3382 nt
Organism: Acinonyx jubatus (cheetah)
Lineage: Eukaryota; Metazoa; Chordata; Mammalia; Carnivora; Felidae
Gene: IGDCC3
Product: immunoglobulin superfamily DCC subclass member 3
Exons: 13
Coding region: 200-2776 (858 amino acids)
Biological process (GO): axon guidance; cell-cell adhesion
Cellular component (GO): plasma membrane; axon
Molecular function (GO): protein binding
Source: RefSeq, a predicted model, not a curated record